AUGCUAAUGGGCCGCGGCCACCUAGCCCAAAUCUAUGCGCGCACCAACCGGCUUGACCUCGCCGACUCCCUCACGCGGGACACGCUAGCGCGGGUCGAGCGGUCUCGUGGCGCCACCCACCCAGACUGCGUGUACGGCCUGUGGCGGCUGGCAAGACUAUGUGUACUCCGCGGGGAACGGGCCGCGGCGCUCGAGACGUGCGAGUUGGGGCUGAAGCGUGCAGCGGCGCGGAUCUCGCUCGCACACCCCCUUGCGAAGCUGAUUGAGGCGCUAAGAGAUGGUUUGCUACGGAAGGACCCCGUGGCUACGGUGGAGGAGUUGCUGGGGGCAGAAGGGGCUGGGGAAACGGCCGGGUUUGGGACGCCGUUGAUGGGGGCUGCCGGUGAAGAGAAAGACCAGAAGGAAGCGCCGGAAGCGAAGCGUAUGUUUGCGAGCCCGCAGUUUGACGGGAAGGGUGAGUGGGAUGGGGGCGUGGCAGGUCGUCCCGGGACAGCGGGUAGUGCUGCAUCGUUGAGAUUGGCUGGGAGGAUGCCAACAUAG
Dichotomopilus funicola is the source of this 540-nucleotide messenger RNA. RefSeq lists its product as uncharacterized. The record is from RefSeq and is a predicted model, not a curated record. Lineage: Eukaryota; Fungi; Ascomycota; Sordariomycetes; Sordariales; Chaetomiaceae. The coding region runs from base 1 to 540 and encodes 179 amino acids. Gene Ontology annotation, molecular function: protein binding. The transcript has a single exon.